CUCGUCAAGAGACUUGAGCGGACGGUCCUUCGAGCGUCGUCACUUUCUGUCUCAGACUCCACAAGAGAAGGCGCGCGAUCAGCCUGCCAAACGAGCGCACAGACGGUCAUUCCCAAAGACUUUACCGCAAACCCAUCUUUUCCCCGCCAACAUGAUUGCGCAACAACAUCAUUUGACACUCUAUUCAAUGUGGGCUUCCAGCUGCGCGCAGCGCUUAUGGAUAGCUUUGCACUACAAAGGCUUGGAGUAUGAUUUGAUACCCGUCGAUCUGGUCAAGGACGAGCACCUUGGCUCAGCAUACGUGGAGAACAUCAGUGCCCACAAGACGGUUCCCGUGCUCAAGGUGGAUCUGACGGGCUCAUCCCCCUCAGACUCUCCACUCAUUCUGCGUCAAUCACUGACGGCCCUGCACUGGCUUGAGGAUGCCUACCCGGCUCGACCGAGUCUCCUGCCUGCUUGGCAGACGGAUCCCCUCAAACGCGCUCACGUCGAAGACCUAGUCAAUCUCAUGGCUGUCGACAUUCAGCCUGUCACCAAUCGUCGCGUGGCAUUGAGAGCAGAGGCAAUGGGAGCGACGUACGAGCAGUGGGUCUCUGAGAUUUGCGCUGGCGGCUUCGACAGCUACGAGCGUCUCGUGGCGAAAAGCGCCGGCAAAUAUUCGGUCGGUGACGAGAUCACCCUUGCAGACGUAGUGCUGUAUGCUCAGGUGGACUUGGCGGUCGGGGCCGCCAAGAUGUCCAUCGACGCAUACCCGACCAUUUCGCGCAUCUUUGACAAUCUCAAACAGCACCCUUCAUUCGCUCAAGCUGAGAAGCGCAAGCAACCCGAUGCGCCCGCUCAAAGGGCUGCAGCGGCAAAGAGCUAGAGUCGAUGGUCCUCGUCGUUUUUGCUCGUGCAUGCGCCCACUUUGGGCACCUGCGAUUUCCCCUCUCAAAACUUUUGCACAUGAUGUAUUUCGGACGGAUGUCUUUUGGCGACUCGGUCCGCGAGCGUCUCGUCAGCCCGUGUAGUUGAGCAUUACUGGUAGAACUUGAGCCUAGGCGUGCGCAAAGGAGGUGUGAGCUUCUGAGAUCUUUAUAACGAGAGCGUGCCUCGCAUCUUUACUUACAAGUCGUUGACAUCAUCUUUGGAGCCGAGGAAGACACCGCAACGCUCGUGGAUGGUUUUGGGCUGGAUCUCGAGGAUACGCUUUGUGCCAGUCGUAGCAACACCUCCAGCU
This is a messenger RNA of Ceraceosorus guamensis, 1219 nucleotides long. Its product is annotated as glutathione S-transferase. The record is from RefSeq and is a predicted model, not a curated record. The coding region runs from base 152 to 865 and encodes 237 amino acids. The transcript has 6 exons. Gene Ontology annotation, biological process: L-phenylalanine catabolic process; glutathione metabolic process. Lineage: Eukaryota; Fungi; Basidiomycota; Exobasidiomycetes; Ceraceosorales; Ceraceosoraceae. Gene Ontology annotation, cellular component: mitochondrion. Gene Ontology annotation, molecular function: maleylacetoacetate isomerase activity; glutathione transferase activity.